This is a messenger RNA of Ceratosolen solmsi marchali, 2723 nucleotides long. RefSeq names its product dipeptidyl peptidase 4 omega. Gene Ontology annotation, molecular function: dipeptidyl-peptidase activity; serine-type peptidase activity. The record is from RefSeq and is a predicted model, not a curated record. Gene Ontology annotation, cellular component: plasma membrane. Lineage: Eukaryota; Metazoa; Arthropoda; Insecta; Hymenoptera; Agaonidae. Bases 274 to 2667 code for a protein of 797 amino acids. The transcript is spliced from 16 exons. Gene Ontology annotation, biological process: proteolysis.
UGUUCAAGUGCAGUUACUCCUUACUUUAGUGGAGUGCCGAUCGUUGUUUAUCUCAUGUUGACUUUUUAUCUUUUGUGUGCUAAAUAUUUUUUGAUAGCCAUCGUCUGGACAUCAUGGUUGUAUCAUAAUAAUGUCUCUCUUCUGGUCUCUUAAGAGGGAGGACUGGAAAAAUAAUAUAUAGUCAUAUUGUAACUGACCCAGCUAUCCAAUUAACUUGAUGAGCUUUUAACUCUCACAGAGUGAGAAAAAUAGAAUAUCAGCAUUAGUCAAAUUAUGAAGGACAGCGUAUUCAACGUAAGCGAACUGAUGAUAAAGGGCACGGGGUGUAACAUGCGUCGGCUGUUGGUCAUCGGGCUAAUUAUGAUGGUUGUACUAGUGCUCAUAAUAACAGCAACAGUAACUGUUCUACUCACAAGUCGUACCCGUAAAACAUUCCGGAAUGAACAACUUGAGAAUUAUGGUAUCUCACUCCAUGACUGGCUUAGUGGUUCAUUAUCUACUAAAAGCUUUAACGGCACCUGGCUUAGUGGUAAUGAGAUACUCUAUGAAGAUGUCAGAGGCAACCUAAUGAUAUUCAACACAUCAGCAAAAAAAAGUCAUAAUGUUUUUCGAGAAAGAAACGACAUUUUUAUCACGAGCUUUGACCAUCAAUUCUCUGCGGACCGCAAGUAUCUAUUAUUAGCUUUCAAUUAUCAAAGACUCUUCCGUCAUACAUAUCUAGCCCACUACAAGAUUUUAAAUCUCGAGACUCUGCACGAAACUUUCCUAAAUGAAAAUGACUCGCCAGUCUUACAAUUAGUAGUGUGGGCUCCACAAGGUAAUGCUUUGAUUUAUAUUUUUCAAAAUAAUAUUUAUUAUCGGCCCCAUGCUGAAAUAGCCGAGGAUUAUCAAAUAACAUACAAUGGUGUCUUUGGAACCAUUUAUAACGGGGUACCAGAUUGGGUUUAUGAAGAGGAAGUAUUAAGUUCUAAUAAAGCAGUAUGGUUUUCUCCAAGUGGUACCAAAUUAGUUUUCGGACACUUUGAUGACACGAAUACUUCCAUAAUGAAUAUUCCUUACUAUGGUUUUCCAGGAAUUACUUUUCAAUAUCCCACAGCAAUACCGAUUCAUUAUCCGAAGAGUGGAACGCAAAAUCCAACUGUAAAAUUAUUUUACGUUGAUUUACAAAAAAUUGUUAAAGGUAAUGUAACUUUAAUUGAAAUUGAAUAUCCUCCUCAACUAUCAAACGUUGAAAGGAUAUUAGCUGCAGUGUCAUUUCCCACUGACGAUCUCGUAUCUGCUGUUUGGAUGAAUAGAAUACAAAAUGAAGUUUAUUUUCAUAUAUGUAAUAUUACAAAUCAAAAUUGUAUAACGGCUCUUUCAUACAAAGAAAAAAAUGGUUGGGUAGAACAAUUUGUGCCUCCUUUAUAUUGUAAAGAUGGUACGUCGUUUCUUUUAAUUUUGCCUCAAAAACAAAGUAAUUACGGUGACUGGAGACAUGUAAUUUUAGUCAAGAAUGUUACAAGCAAUUCUCCAAAAAUAAUUGCACUAACUUCUGGUCUUUUCGUCGUUACUGAAAUAUUAACUUGGGACGAAGAGAAUCAUUAUGUUUACUAUUUGGCAACAAGUGAACAGGAUCCUGCUCAAAAGCACUUAUAUAGAGUUUCUACACUAUAUCACAAUAGUACAUCUGAUUGUCUCUCUUGCAAAAUCGUGAAUGAAUCCGAUGGCGGUUAUUGUCUGUAUAAUUUAGCCGAAUUCUCUAAGGAUAACUCACACUAUGUUCUUACAUGUGCAGGACCUGGAAUUCCAGAAAUUACAAUCUAUAAUAAGAAUGUCACAAAGCUCUACACGUGGGAGAAUAACAAAAAUGUUGCAGAACAUAUUACUAAAAAAUCUCGUCCAAUCAUAAAAAGAUUGACAGUACCAUUAUCUGGAAACUUUAAAGCUCACGUUAAAUUACUUUUACCACCAAACGUUGAUUUAUCUGGAAAAAGAAAAUAUCCUAUGAUAGUUUACGUAUAUGGCGGGCCGGAUACAAACGAAGUAACCGAAAAAUUUAAUAUAGAUUGGGGAACAUAUUUGGUAACUAACAAAAAUAUAAUAUAUACGUCGAUUGAUGGCCGAGGUACGGGAUUAAAAGGCAACAAAAUAAUGUUUGCAGUAUAUAGAAAUCUUGGAACAGUUGAAAUAACAGAUCAAAUAAACGUAACAUGGUAUUUACAGAACAAUUUUUCCUUCAUUGAUGCUACAAAAACUGCUAUAUGGGGUUGGAGUUAUGGAGGUUAUGCUACAGGAAUGGCACUAGCAAAGGACUAUGAUGGAAUUUUUAAAUGUGGCUUAUCAGUUGCACCUGUAACUGAUUGGACACUUUAUGAUUCCAUUUAUACGGAAAGGUUCAUGGGCCUUCCUAAUGCUAGUGAUAAUUUAUGGGGCUAUGAUCAAAGCCAACUCCUUAAUAAGGUUGACAAUAUCAGAUAUAAAGAGUUUUAUUUAAUUCAUGGUACCCUUGAUGAUAAUGUUCAUUAUCAACAAUCUAUGCUACUAGCUAAGAUUUUAGAGCAAAAAGAUAUUUUAUUUAGACAACAGACUUACACUGAUGAAACCCACGAUAUUGCUAGAAUGCGACUUCAUCUAUACCAUUCAAUGGAAAACUUCUUAGAUGAAUGUUUUAAACCAUCAUUAUAAUUGUAAAAUAAGUUAAACUGUUGUUAAUUAUAUUGUAUAAUCUGUCUUUGGAUAUA